Drosophila rhopaloa is the source of this 5406-nucleotide messenger RNA. It is a transcript of the gene Hasp, whose product is annotated as protein lev-9. Gene Ontology annotation, cellular component: extracellular region. Lineage: Eukaryota; Metazoa; Arthropoda; Insecta; Diptera; Drosophilidae. The transcript has 16 exons. Gene Ontology annotation, molecular function: peptidase inhibitor activity. The coding region runs from base 224 to 5203 and encodes 1659 amino acids. The record is from RefSeq and is a predicted model, not a curated record.
ACAGAGAGCUGAAAAGGACGAAAGCAGCUGGCACUGCUGCAUUUCGUUUCUUUGCCUCAAAGUGAGAAGUUUCGAGGCACCGAACUUGUCGAAAAAGUUACCAAUAAAUUGGCAUUGGCAGAGCAAUUACAAAUCUAAAAGCUAAAAUGAUAUAAAGCCACGGCCGACACGGCGAAAAAGAGAAAAAUCAAAAAGGGAAAAUCCAGUUAAACUCGAAAUCAAAAUGAAUCGUCUGCUGCUGCAGUGCCUGGUUACCACCAUUCUAGUCUACAAAGUGACUUCGGUGCCCACCAGCACGAUGAGCACCAGUGUGCAGACCACCUCGGAGAUACCGCAGCAAGAUGACGACGACGACGACUGGGAGGAGGAUGACGACUCCCUGGAAUCCGAUGACGAUGGACGCGUCUACAAGAAUCCCCGCAACUCGCCCUCCACCGAGUGUCCCCGCGAUGAGGAGCAGGCCACCCUUCUCGGCCAGAAAUGCCUGAGGAAGUGCUCCUCGGACGAGGACUGCAAGAGCAAGAAGAAAAAGUGCUUGUGCGACGGCGUCUGCGGCAACUCCUGCAUCAAACCGGAUCGCGAAUGUCCAGAGCUAGCGCAGCCCAGUUUGGGUCAGGUCACUGUUGGUGGACGCCACUUUGGAGCCCGUGCCUCCUACGCCUGUCCCCAUGGCUACCAUGUGGUGGGUCUGCAGAGUCGUCUUUGCCAGGCGGAUGGCAAUUGGGCCGGAGCCGAGCCAGCUUGCAAGCAGAAUAUUUACUGCCUAAAGCCACCUCAAAUUGAACAUGCCCGGAAUUCGGCGCUGCCGGAACAGGAAACCUUCGACCUGGACUCCACGGUGCAGUACCAUUGCCACACCGGCUAUGUGACCAAUGGCUUUCCGCGGGCCAAGUGCCUGGCCAUCGAUAACCUGGCCAGUUGGUAUGGACCGGAUAUUCAGUGCGAACCUCGAUCAUGUGGCCAGCCACCGGAUCCGGCCUAUGGAUGGCAUGCUGGCGAGUGCUACACCUACGGAUGCAAGAUCACCUACAAUUGCGGAACCGGAUACGAGCUGGUGGGCAAACAUGAGCGGUACUGCCAGUCGGAUGGAUCGUGGACGCCCAAGGAGCUGCCCACCUGUGUCUUGGUCACCUCGGUGGUGUGUCCCACGCCGGAGAAUCCCAAGAAUGGCAAGGCCACCUACACCACCCUGGCCUACAACUCGGUGGUCAGCUACGAGUGCCGCUAUGGAUACACCCUGAUGGGCGAGAGUUCCAGUCGCUGCGGAGCGGAUCGGAAAUGGAGCGGCACACUGCCCACUUGCAAGGAGAUCAACUGCGGCCAUCCAGGAGUGCUGUACAACGGGUACAUCGAGAACAUAGAGGCGGGCACUGGACUGGGGGCCAGCAUAAUCUUCCGCUGCCAGCCGGAGAUGAUGAUCAAUGGGCUGGGCUCGAGUGUGUGCCAGAUCGACGGAAGGUGGCGGAACGCACUGCCCGAGUGCUUGGCUCCCUGUGUGGUGCCCACCAUAUCGCAGGGCAAUGUCUACCCCAUUGAGAUAACCACGGAUGAGAACGGAACGGCCAUUGUCAGUCCGCCGACGACCACAACUCAGUCGCCCAGCCAAACUCAGAGCAUUGGCGGCGUGGAGACGGUGAAGCACGGAACGGCACUGGAGGUCAAGUGCGAUGAGAACUAUGAGUUUCCGGUGUCGCUGCUGAGUCCGCCCACCUGCAACAAUGGCACCUGGAGCAUCAUUCCGCGCUGUGUGCCCGCCAGGUGCAAAAGUAUGCCGCGUCCACCCAAACACGGCAUGGUGAUGGCGCCCAAGACGGAGCACGGCAUGAAGGCGCGGUUCAAGUGCAAGGAUGGCUUCAAGCUGGUCAGUCCCGAGGGCAAGGAUGUCACCGAUCCGCACGACUAUGUGCUCACCUGCUCCUUCGGCAACUGGACGGGGGAGACGCCCAAGUGCGACGAGGUCUUCUGCUCCUUCCCUGGCUACAUUCCCAAUGGCAAGGUCCUGCUCGUGGGCAACAUGGGGCUCUACGACUACCGACCAUAUGUGAAGAAGAUCGUGAACAACAAGCAGAUCAUGUACGAUUGCGACAAAGGAUAUGUCUUGGAGGUGGGUCCACCCGGUGCCACCUGUGUGGGCGGCAAGUGGCGUCCUUUGGACCUGCCGCAGUGCCUCCUGGGGCAACAUCCCCGUCUCCGCUGGAAUCGCCGCCGACGUCGCUCCCUGGAGAUACGCCAGUUGAGAUCCAUGUACCUCCUGCAGCGCCAGCGACAGCUUCAAAGGCAACUAGUUGAAAACCAGAAGUAUAUCAAUGAGGUUAUAAAUCCAGCCAAGACUUCGGUGGCCCGGGUGAAGCGUAGCGCGAGUCCCUAUCCGAAUCCGCAGCCACAUCCCUUGGAUGACAUGGGCUUCUCCAAGUAUUACCAGAAGAUUAAGGAGCGCUAUCAGCGAUACGUUAAGAAGAUGCUGGGCCGAGACCGGAUCUACCAGAAGCUUCACGCCCAGGAUGCAAUGAGUAGGGUGGGAAACAACCUCAAUGCCCACGAUGGCGGACAGGUGAUGCGGGGCAAAGCCAACUUCAGGGAACUCGAAAGCGCCAACAACUAUUUGGGAGGCAGAGGAAUUGGAACAGGCGGUGGAGUGGUGCCCCUGCCCAAUAUCAACCAGGCAUCGCGGAGUCAGGUGGCUCACAUGGUGCGCAGCUCCAAGGACGAGCUGCUAUCAAAUGGGUCGCCGCCAGUGGGAUCACGCACCUUCCACAUGAACUCUACCAGGUCCUACAUGGAUCAACUGAGAUCGCAGAUAGUACGUCGCAGGCGCAAGCGGAGCUCCAGCAUUGGACAGUCGCCUCCUUCUUCGGGGGCCACUCUUCCGGAUGCAGAGGUGGAUAUAAGCGAUGGAGGAGAGGGUGGAAAGGGUGGCGGUGGCAAGAGGCUACGUGGACCCUGCGAGGAUCUCGACUGGGACUCCUUUGGCAAUGUGACCACACUGCGUCCGGGCAAAGUGCCGGGUAGAAAUGCCGUGGGAAUCAUGCUGCAUCUGGAGUGCAAUGCCGGGUUCAAGCUGAACAUCAAGGGUGAUAAUGUAACGGCACGAUGCAUAAGGGGAAUCUGGAAGCCGGAGACGCCCAAGUGCCUCUCCGCUCCAUGUUUGGUGCCCGCCGUGGAACAUGGCCAAUACUACAAAGUGGAGCCCCACACAAAACAACUGAGCGACAAGCCAUCGCUGACCCCACUCUCCACCUACGAGGAGAUUCAGUCCAACGAGUUCAUCACCCUGGAGUGCGAAGAUGGGUUCAACAUUCAGGGCUCGGCUCAGCUGCGUUGUGCCCAUGGAUCCUGGUCGGUCAAUGCGUUCUCCGAGUGCACAUCGGUGCCCUGCACCUUACCCAAUAUUCCGGGAGUGAUUUACGAUGGAGGCUAUCGGGCGGGAUUGACCAUUGGUCAUGGCAGCAGCGUAAGCGUUCGCUGUGAACUCUCCACCAAUGCCAAUCCCAUCGAGAUGUCCUGCCGCAAAGGCGUCCUCACCCCUCCCAGUAUUCCCUGUGAGUCUGGACUGCGGAAAUCGCGCGAGGAACUGGAACAUGCCACGCCCACUCCGCAUCCUAAGGUGGAGCACAACGAACUGGACAACGAUCAUGACCACCUCGACAACGGUACCGAUGAGCACGACGACAUGAAGAUGUGUGGUUCACCCAUGCUUACGGAUGGCGCUCUGGUCUACAAGAAUGCCGAACAUCCAGAGCUUGAUGGCGCCUAUGAAAGCGGCACGGAGAUUUUCUUCAACUGCAUCCCAAAUGCGGCUGGGGAUCGACAGACCUGGCGCAUCAUUUGCGAUAAUGGACUGUGGAUAGGACGAUCCUAUAAUUGCGAGAACGGAACUUGUGUGUUCAGAAACAACGAAGCUAAUGUAGUUAGCUUUUAUAACGACCUGGAGAUCCGUGAAGAUGUUGUGGACUUUCCCCCAGGAGCUACAAUCAUAUCCAGAUGUAUGGACAUUGGCAAAUUUUCGAUGACGGGCAGUCACGAGAGGACCUGCAUCCACUCGGAAUGGACAAACACCAAGCCCGUGUGCUCUGGUCUCAACCAGGAGAACGACUAUGCCAUGGAGAAGGCCCCGACCAUCCUGUUCCGACACCAGAACGGACCCAUUGCCCAGAGCAACGAUGGCAAGCUGAUCGUCUAUCCGGGAACCACCCUGCACAUGGAGUGCCUGUGGAUGCGGCGCUUCGGCAAUCCCAAGUGGAACGUCAGUCAUACGCACAAGAACUACACGGAGGGCUGGGUGACCGAGGCGGACGAGGGACGCGACUCAACGCUGGAGUACCGUCUGAGCAUCGUGGACGCGGCCAGCGACGACAGCGGCUUCUACUCGUGCAUGACACCGGCUCGGCAUGAGCAUGCCGUGGAGGUGGUGGUGCGGGCGAUCAACUGCCCGGAGAUACCGAUGCGACGUGGCCUGAUCGUUAACACCAACGAUACGAAGCUGAGCACGCGGGCGCUGAUGUCCUGCGCGAAUGGGAACUCAUUGAUUGGCGCCUCGGAGCUGUUCUGCAUGCCGAGUGGCAAUUGGAGCGCUCCGUUGCCGGUUUGCGAGAGCGUCGAGUGCGGCGACAUCCCGCUGGGGAUGGGUAGCAACGCUAGCUCGCCGCGAGUCUCCGUGCUGUCGCGCGAGGUGGGCGGUCGGGCGGCCUUCUCGUGCUCCUCCGGAUACGGGCUGCGCGGCCCGGCGGAGGCCAUCUGCAAUCCCACGGGCGAGUGGUCGGCGCCUCUGCCCACCUGCGUCGAGGUGCAGUGCGACAAUCCGGGGGCGCCGCAAAACGGUUACGCCCAGGGCUCGGCACCUUAUCGUGCCGGCGAUGUGGUCCAGUUCAAUUGCAACCCGGAGUACAUGAUGCAGGGCCAGCCGAUCAUUGCCUGCCAGGAUAACGGGCGCUGGUCGGGCGGCCUGCCCAAGUGCGUACAGGCCUGCUCCUAUCCCGGCACCGUCAUCAGCGGUCGGAUGUCCUCCGUCAAGUUCUACUACGCCAUCGGAGAGAGCAUCACCUUCACCUGCGAUGCCGGCUUGGAUCUGCGCGGCUCCAAGGUGCUCAAGUGCCUCAAGAACGGCAAGUGGUCCAGCGCCAUUCCCACGUGCGUGACCAAUGAGGGUCCCGCCGGCGGAGGAAACACGGCCUCCGGCAAGCACCUGUCCACCAGCAUGGGCUAGGGCGACCGGAUCCGACUGGGAUCGGCACCAGAGUGAUACUAAUACAUAUUACCUACUAACUAAUGCACAUUCCAGGCGCACAGUCACGCGUUUACUAACUAAUAACGACAUUAUUGCGAUUCAAUUGUAACUGUAACGUAACUGUAGCCCUGUACUGUAUUGCACGGCCAUCAUUUUACUAUUAAUAAAUGUUCGUCGAAUAA